AUGAUGAGCAACAGCGGCUACUUGGAGCUGCAGCUGCCGCCGCAGUUCUACCAGAGCCCCGCGGACCUCGGCGAGGAGGAGGAGGAGAUGCCGGCCACCGAGAAAGACCUGGCCGAGGACGCUCCGUGGAAGAAGAUCCAGCAGAACACCUUCACCAGGUGGUGUAACGAGCACCUGAAGGUCCUCAACAAGCGGAUCAACGACCUGCAGAAGGACCUGAGCGACGGGCUGAAGCUCAUCGGGCUGCUGGAGGUGCUCAGCCAGAAGAAGAUGUACAGAAAGUACCACUCCAGACCCAACUUCCGGCAGAUGAAGCUGGAGAACGUGUCCGUGGCUCUGGAGUUCCUGGAGAGGGAACACAUCCGACUGGUUUCUAUCGACUCUAAAGCCAUCGUGGACGGGAACCUGAAGCUGAUCCUGGGUCUGAUCUGGACCCUGAUCCUGCACUACUCCAUCUCCAUGCCCAUGUGGGAAGACGAGGACGAUGAAGACGCCAAGAAACUGACCCCCAAGCAGCGUCUGCUUGGCUGGAUCCAGAACAAGGUGCCCCAGCUCCCCAUCACCAACUUCCACCGAGACUGGAGGGACGGCAAGGCACUGGGAGCACUGGUGGACAACUGUGCCCCUGGUCUGUGUCCGGACUGGGAGACGUGGGACCCCAGUCAGCCGGUGGAGAACGCCAGAGAGGCCAUGCAGCAGGCCGACGACUGGCUCGGAGUCCCUCAGGUCAUCGCUCCAGAAGAGAUCGUGGAUCCCAACGUGGACGAGCACUCCGUGAUGACCUACCUGUCCCAGUUCCCCAAGUCCAAGCUGAAGCCCGGGGCCCCCCUGAGGGCCAAGACGCUGCACCCCAAGAGGGCCAAGGCCUACGGACCCGGUCUCGAGCCACGAGGGAACGUGGUCCUGAAACCAGCAGAGUUCUUGGUGGAGACGGUGGAGGCCGGACUGGGAGAGGUCCUGGUCUAUGUGGAGGACCCGGAGGGACACACGGAGGAGGCCCGAGUGAUCCCCAACAACGACAAGAACCGGAGCUACUCGGUGGUCUACCUGCCCAAAGUGGAGGGGCUCCACAAAGUGAAGGUGUUGUUUGCUGGGCAGGACAUCGACAGAAGUCCCUUUAUGGUGAACGUUUCCAAGGCGAUGGGCGACCCGACCCGGGUUCAGGCCCGCGGACCGGGACUGCAGCAGUCAGGAAACGUGGCCACCAAACCCACGUACUUCGACAUUUACACUGCAGGGGCCGGGGCCGGAGAUGUGGGCAUCGUCAUUGUGGACUCGAAUGCUCGGAGGGACACAGUGGAGAUUGUGUUGGAGAACAAAGGCGACAGUAUAUUCCGCUGCACCUAUGUCCCGGUCCUGGAGGGACCUCACACCGUCUACGUGACCUUUGCCGGGCAGCAAAUUCCCAGAAGCCCUUUCACCGUGCACAUCUCAGAGGCCUGUAACCCCAACGCCUGCCGGGCGGCGGGUCGAGGUCUGCAGCUGAAGGGUCUGAGGGUGAAGGAAGUGGCAGAGUUCAAAGUUCACACCAGAGGAGCCGGCAGCGGAGAACUCAAAGUCACCUUGAUGGGACCAAAGGGUGUUGAGGAGCCGGUGAAGGUUCUCGAGGUGGAACACGGGACGUUUGAGUGUAACUAUUACCCCAUCAGUACGGGGAACCACGUGGUGAGCGUCACCUGGGGAGGACACGGCGUGCCACGCAGUCCGUUUGAGGUGCAGGUGAGUGAGGAGGCGGGGCCUCAGAAGGUGAGGGCCUGGGGUCCAGGUCUGGAGACCGGUCUCGUGGGGAAGAGUGCCGACUUCGUGGUGGAGGCCAUCGGCACGGAGGUGGGAACACUGGGUUUCUCCAUCGAGGGUCCAUCUCAGGCCAAGAUCGAGUGCGAUGAUAAAGGCGACGGGUCAUGUGAUGUGCGGUACUGGCCGACCGAGCCGGGCGACUAUGCCGUGCAUGUGAUCUGUGACGACGAGGACAUCAAGGACAGCCCCUUCAUGGCUCACGUCCUGCCCGCCACCAACGACGUCUUCCCAGAACACGUGAACUGCUACGGUCCAGGUCUGGAGCCGCUGGGCUGCAUCGUCAACAAGCCCGCCGACUUCAGCAUCGACACCCGGGGAGCCGGCCCGGGGGAGCUGAAGCUCUAUGCUCAGGACGCCGAGGGGUUCCCCAUCGACGUCCAGGUCUCCGAGAGCGGAGACGGCAGCUUCUGCUGCGUCUACGUCCCCACCAAGGCCAUCAAGCACACCAUCAUCAUCACCUGGGGCCAAGUCAGCGCUCCCAACAGCCCCUUCAGGGUGACGAUAGGAGAAGGAAGCCAUCCAGACAAUGUGAAGGUCUACGGCCCCGGAGUGGAGAAGACGGGGCUGAAGGCCAACGAGCCCACCUACUUCACGGUGGACUGCAGCGAGGCCGGACAGGGUGACGUCAGCAUCGGGAUCAAGUGCGCUCCGGGCGUGGUCGGUCCGGCGGAGGCCGACAUCGACUUCGACAUCAUCAAGAACGACAACGACACGUUCACGGUGAAGUACACGCCGCCGGGCGCCGGCCAGUACACCAUCAUGGUGCUGUUCGCCGACCAGGAAAUACCCAUCAGCCCCUUCAGAAUAAAGGUGGAUCCUUCCCAUGAUGCAGCUAAAGUCAGAGCAGAAGGACCUGGACUCCACCAGACAGGCGUGGAAGUGGGGAAGCCGACCCACUUCACCAUUUACACAAAGGGAGCCGGGAAAGCCGAACCGGAGGUCCACUUCACCGGAGCAGCGAAAGGCGAAGCGGUCCGAGACUUCGAGAUCAUCGACAACCACGACUACUCGUACACCGUCCGCUACACCACGGUGCAGCAGGGCAUCACGUCCAUCACCGUGUGCCACGGAGGAGACCCCAUCCCCAAGAGCCCCUUUAACAUCAGCGUGGCCCCCCCGCUGGACCUCAGCAAGGUCAAAGUUCAGGGUUUGAACAACAAAGUGGAUGUUGGGAAGGACGAGGAGUUCACCGUCAGCACUCGUGAUGCCGGAGGUCAGGGAAACCUGGACAUCAAGAUCACCUCCCCUUCUCGUCGACCAAUCCCCUGCAAGCUGGAGUCGGGCUCGGCCAAUGAAGUGCACACGGUGAAGUACAUACCCCCAGAGGAAGGACAGUACAGAGUGGACGUCAGCUACGAUGGAAACCCCGUACCAGGAAGUCCGUUCACCGUGGAGGGCGUCAUGCCACCCGACCCCUCAAAGGUACAAGCCUACGGUCCAGGUCUUCAGGGGGGUGUUGUGGGUAAACCGGCCCCCUUUGCCAUCGACACAAAAGGAGCUGGCACCGGUGGUCUGGGCUUGACGGUGGAGGGACCUUGUGAGGCCAAGAUCGAAUGCCAGGACAACGGUGACGGAUCCUGCUCCGUGUCCUACUUGCCCACUGAGCCCGGCGAGUACGCCAUCAACAUCCUGUUUGCAGACCAGCACAUCCCCGGAUCCCCCUUCAAGGCCGUGGUGCAGUCGCCGUUUGACCCCAGCAAGGUGACAGCCAGCGGGCCGGGCCUAGAGCGAGGCAAGGUUGGCGAGGACGGGUCCUUCACAGUGGACUGCUCGAAAGCCGGAGAAGCUGAACUCACCAUUGAGAUCACCUCGGACUCCGGAGCCAAAGCUGAAGUCCACGUCCAGAACAACGGUGACGGGACCUACUCCAUCACCUACAUCCCACAGGCCCACGGCAUGUACACCAUCACCAUCAAGUACGGAGGGCUCGCCGUGCCCGAGUUCCCCGGCAGACUUUUGGUGGACCCGGCUGUGGACACCAGCGGGGUGAAGGUCCACGGACCCGGAGUGGAACCCAGAGGCGUCCUGAGGGAAGUCACGACCCACUUCCUUGUGGAUGCCCGGGUGCACCACAAGAGCGGCGGCAGCCUCGUCAAAGCCGGCGUCUCCAACCCUUCAGGUGUCACCACGGACGCCUACGUCACCGACAAAGGGGACGGGACCUACAGGGCGGAGUACACGGCGUACGAGGACGGUCUACAUCUGAUUGAAGUGUUGUUUGAUGAGGUCUCGGUGCCGAAGAGUCCCUUCAGGGUGUCGGUGACGGAAGGUUGUGACCCCAGUCGAGUCCGAGCCUACGGUCCAGGUCUGGAGAAAGGUCUGGUUAACAAGCCAAACCGCUUCACCGUCGAGACCAGAGGUGCUGGCACUGGAGGUCUUGGUUUGGCCAUUGAGGGUCCAUCUGAGGCGAAGAUGUUCUGUAAGGACAACAAAGAUGGCAGCUGCAGUGUGGAGUACAUCCCCUUCACUCCAGGAGAGUACGAUGUCAACAUCACCUUUGGAGGCCUUCCUAUCCCAGGGAGCCCAUUUCGGGUCCCAGUGCAAGAGUUGGUGGAUCCCAGUAAAGUGAAGUGUUCAGGUCCCGGAUUGGGAAGUGGAGUCCGAGCCCACGUCCCUCAGACCUUCACUGUGGACAGCAGUAAGGCAGGGGUGGCCCCCCUGGAGGUCCAGCUGUACGGGCCCACAGGUGUUACCGAGCCAAUCAGCAUCGCCGACAACGGAGACGGCACUCACACCGUCAACUACACUCCUGCUGUAGACGGCCCGUACACGGUGUGUGUGAAAUACGCUGACCAGGAGGUCCCUCGCAGUCCUUUUAAGAUCAGGACGUUACCGGCUCAUGAUGCCAGUAAAGUCCGAGCCAGCGGUCCAGGUCUGAAUGUGUCCGGAGUUCCAGCCAGUCUGCCGGUGGAGUUCACCAUCGACGCCAGAGACGCCGGAGAGGGACUGCUCACCGUUCAGAUACUGGACCCGGAGGGGAAGCCCAAGAAGGCGAACAUCCGGGACAACCGGGACGGGACGUACACGGUGUCCUACGUCCCGGACCUGACGGGCCGCUACACCAUCACCAUCAAGUACGGAGGGGACGAGAUCCCAUACUCACCGUACUGCAUCAACGCCCUGCCCACCGGGGACGCCAGCAAGUGCCUGGUCACAGUGUCGAUCGGGGGACACGGACUGGGAUCAGGUAUCGGCCCGACCAUCCAGAUCGGAGAGGAGACGGUCAUCACUGUGGAUGCAAAGGCUGCUGGGAAAGGCAAAGUGACCUGCAAGGUGUCAACUCCUGACGGGGCGGAGCUGGACGUGGACGUGGUGGAGAACUCCGACGGCACGUUUGACAUUUACUACACGGCUCCGGAACCCGGGAAGUACGUCAUCACCAUCCGGUUCGGAGGGGAGAACAUCCCCAACAGCCCCUUCCAUGUGGUGGCCACCGAUGACCCCAUCAGCCCUGUGGAUGGGAUGGAGCCGGGGCUCCGCCCCUUCAGCCUGGUCAUUCCCUUCACUGUGCAGAAAGGAGAGAUCACAGGUGAAGUGCGAAUGCCGUCCGGUCGCACUGCGAGUCCUCACAUCACCGACAACAAGGACGGCACCGUCACCGUCAAAUACUCCCCGACGGAGCGAGGCCUGCACGAGAUGGACAUCAAAUACGAUGGAAACCACAUCCCAGGAAGUCCACUUCAGUUCUACGUGGAUGCCAUUAACAGUGGUCAUGUGACGGCGUACGGCCCCGGCCUGAGUCACGGCACGGUGAACCGACCGGCCACCUUCACCAUCGUGACCAAAGACGCCGGAGAAGGGGGUCUGUCUCUGGCUGUGGAGGGUCCAUCCAAAGCUGAGAUCAGCUGUCAAGACAACAAAGACGGGACCUGCACCGUGUCCUACCUGCCCACCGUCCCCGGAGACUACAACAUCAUCGUCAAGUUUGAUGACAAGCACAUCCCCGGCAGCCCCUUCAUCGCCAAGACCACCGAUGACGAGUCCAUGAGGACGUCUCAGCUCAACGUCGGCACGGCAACAGACGUUUCCUUGAAGAUCACAGAGACGGACCUGAGCAGCCUGACGGCGAGCAUCAGGGCGCCAUCGGGCAGCGAGGAGGCGUGUCUGCUGAAGAGGCUUCCCAACAGACACAUCGGUAUCUCGUUCACGCCGAAGGAAGUGGGCGAGCACGUGGUGAGCGUGAAGAAGAGCGGCAAGCACGUGACCAACAGCCCCUUCAAGAUCCUGGUCGGCCAGUCAGAGAUUGGGGACGCCAGCAAGGUGCAGGUCUACGGCCAGGGACUGGUGGAGGGGCACACCUUUGAGGUGGCCGAGUUCAUUGUAGACACCAGGAGCGCAGGCUACGGGGGUCUGGGCCUGUCCAUCGAGGGUCCCAGUAAGGUGGACAUCACUUGUGAGGACGUGGAGGACGGGACCUGUAAAGUCACCUUCUGCCCCACCGAGCCGGGGAGCUACAUCAUCAGCAUCAAGUUCGCCGAGCAGCACGUCCCCGGAAGUCCGUUCACCGUGAAGGUGUUUGGAGAAGGAAGGAUGAAGGAGAGCAUCACCAGGAGGCGCCAGGCUCCCUCCAUCGCUACAGUGGGCAGCACCUGUGACCUCAACCUCAAGAUACCAGGGAACUGGUUCCACCUGGUCUCGGCCCAGGAGCGGCUGACCCAGACCUUCACCCGCAGCAGCCACACUUACACCCGGACGGAGCACACAGAGAUCAGCCAGACGGGGGCCGGGGAGACGAAGAGGGAGGUGCUGGUGGAGGAGAGCACCCGGGUGGGGGACCCCUUCAGGGCCGGGUUCCCCUUCCUGGGGAGGGAGGCGCUGGGCGGCUUCAGCGGCAGCCGGCCGCCUCCUCCUCCCCCCCCUCUGCUGGAAGGUGAGGCGGGCCCCCAGGAGAUGACCGGCCAGGUGACGAGUCCAGGAGGAGAGACGGAGGAGGCGCAGAUCAUCAAAGGGGAGGACAGCUCCUACAGCGUCCGCUUCGUCCCUCAGGAGACGGGCGCUCACACGGUGAACGUGAAGUACCGCGGCCAGCACGUCCCCGGGAGCCCCUUCCAGUUCACCGUGGGGCCCCUGGGGGAGGGGGGGGCCCACAAGGUCCGAGCAGGAGGCACCGGGCUGGACCGAGGAUUGGCGGGGGUCCCAGCUGAGUUCAGCAUCUGGACCAGAGAGGCUGGAGCAGGAGGCCUGUCCAUCGCCGUGGAGGGACCCAGUAAGGCUGAGAUCACCUUCGAAGACCGGAAGGACGGAUCCUGUGGAGUCGCCUUUGUGGUCCAGGAGCCUGGAGACUACGAGGUUUCUAUCAAGUUCAACGAGGAUCACAUCCCAGACUCUCCGUUCAUUGUGCCCAUCGCAACCCAAUCUGGAGACGCCCGACGCCUCACCAUCACCAGCCUGCAGGAGAUAGGGCUGAAGGUGGGGCAGGAGGCCUCCUUCGCUGUGCAGCUGAAUGGAGCCAGAGGGCCAAUUGAUGCUAAAAUCCACACGCCGUCAGGAGCCAUCGAGGAGUGUUACAUCACGGAGCUGGACAGUGACCAGCAUGCUAUCAGGUUCAUCCCCAGAGAAAACGGAGUUCAUUCCAUCGACGUUCGUUUCAACGGCAGCCACAUCCCCGGCAGUCCCUUCAAGAUCCGGGUGGGAGAACCAGGACAGGUAGGCGAUCCUGGCAUGGUGUCCGCCUUUGGACCGGGCCUGGACGGAGGAACAACAGGUGUAGCGUUGGAGUUCCUUGUUAACCCUUGUAAUGCUGGAUCAGGAGCUCUGUCUGUGACCAUCGACGGACCCUCAAAGGUGAAGAUGGACUGCCAGGAGUGUCCAGAGGGCUACAAGGUGUCCUACACACCCAUGGCUCCUGGGAACUACCUGAUCUCCAUAAAGUAUGGCGGCCCCCAGCACAUUGUAGGGAGUCCCUUCAAAGCCAAAGUCUCAGGACCUCGUCUGUCCGGCGGACACAGUCUGCACGAGACCUCCUCUGUUCUCGUGGAAACGGUCUCCAAGAUGGCCGCAAUGGGAGGCACCUUCAGCUCCUUACCCAAGUUCUCCUCCGACGCCAGCAAAGUGGUCUCCAGAGGUUCGGGUCUAUCCAAGGCCUUUGUGGGCCAGAAGAACCAGUUCACAGUGGAUUGCAGCAGAGCAGGCACCAACAUGCUGAUGGUGGGCGUCCACGGGCCAAAGACGCCCUGCGAGGAGGUGUACGUCAAGCACAUGGGCAACCGGAUGUACAGCGUCAGCUACACCGUGAAGGAGCAGGGCAGCUACAUCCUCAUCGUCAAGUGGGGGGACGAGAACGUCCCCGGCAGUCCGUUCCACUUCACCGUCUCCUAACAACUGAACUCCUCCUCUCUAUGUCCUCCGCCUCUUCUCCCUCCCUUCCUCCCCCUCCUCAUCCUCCUCAUCCUGAGGCACUGAAGACGCUGAGACUUUUGUUCCAAAGUUCUUAAACCAUCUAUGGUCGAGAUAUUAGCACGUUAGCAUGAGGCAGUAAGACUUUAAGAUGAUAUGAGGUGGAUCUUGUUCUGAUCAAAAUUAAUCCUCUUCAAGACUUUAAGGUUAACUUUAGAUCAAGAUUAAGAUAUUGAACGGAGGAGGAGCUGUGACUUUUGUUUUUUAUUUAUUCUCUCAUUUUAUUUUAUUUGACAGAAAAUUGUCUUAUUGAUGAGGAAGAGCAGGUGAUAAGGAAGAUCUUAGAAAGAUGGCUUUGUUUUUUACUACAAGAAGACGUGAGCAAUGUUGGCGGUGAAUUUUAUAGUGAUUUUUGUAUGUAUCAAAAAUGGAUGAAUGAACUUGAAAUGUUUGAUAUGUUAACCGUCAAUCUGGCAACAUUGUGCUGGCAUAAUAAA
This is a messenger RNA of Cyclopterus lumpus (lumpfish), 8630 nucleotides long. Its product is annotated as filamin-C-like. Gene Ontology annotation, biological process: actin cytoskeleton organization. NCBI's taxonomy places the organism in Eukaryota, Metazoa, Chordata, Actinopteri, Perciformes, Cyclopteridae. Gene Ontology annotation, molecular function: actin filament binding. The record is from RefSeq and is a predicted model, not a curated record.